This is a messenger RNA of Teleopsis dalmanni, 2931 nucleotides long. Its product is annotated as protein decapentaplegic-like. Gene Ontology annotation, cellular component: extracellular region. NCBI's taxonomy places the organism in Eukaryota, Metazoa, Arthropoda, Insecta, Diptera, Diopsidae. The record is from RefSeq and is a predicted model, not a curated record. Gene Ontology annotation, biological process: SMAD protein signal transduction; BMP signaling pathway. The transcript is spliced from 2 exons. The coding region runs from base 99 to 1550 and encodes 483 amino acids. Gene Ontology annotation, molecular function: cytokine activity; growth factor activity.
AAAAUCAUAACAAAAAUAAAAAUAAGAAAAGUGACAGUGAUAUUGACAGUAGUGAAAGUAAGCAGAGAAGUGAUAAAAUAUAUACAAAUAAUAAGAGCAUGAAAAUCGAUAUCAAAAAACUUGAAAUUGUGAAGAGUGGUGAAGUGCUAAAUGCAACGCAAGCGAAAAGAACAGAAAUCGAAGUACAACACUUUAUAAAAAAAAAUAAUAAUAAUAUAAAUAAUUCCGAUAAGGAUAAUAAUAACAUGGCUGUGUCAGCAACAACAACAACAACAUCAACUGAAGAGCCUAGCAAGCGGCUAGAUCAGCAAAUCAGUAGAGUCAUAAGUAGUUUCAGCGAUCUACAUCAAAAGCGGCUCACAAAUGAACCACUAACAACGGAUGCGGAGGUUGAUUCAGAAGAACUUGACGAUGAUACAUAUAGUAAUAAAGAAGUGCUCGGUGAGAAAAUUAAGCCAGAUUCAAAAAUUCUAGUCGAAAUUGAGAGUAGUUUGUUAUCACUAUUCAAUAUGAAAAGGCCGCCAACAAUAGAUCGGUCAAAAAUUGUAAUACCAGAUGCCAUGAAAGAAUUGUACGAACAAAUAAUGGGACAGGAAAUAGAUUCAAUGAGUAUUCCAAAACGCGGUCUACUUACACAAUCAGCGAAUACUGUAAGAAGUUUUACACAUCAGGAAAGUAAAAUCGACGAUCGAUUUCCACAUCAUCAUCGGUUUCGUUUAAAGUUUGAUAUUAAAAGUAUACCCGCCGAAGAGAAGCUAAAAGCUGCUGAAUUACAACUCUCGCGGGACAUGAUUAGUCAUGCGGCUCUAAAUCCACGUCAAUCCAGCCGCACGCGGUACCAAGUGUUGGUUUAUGAUAUCAUAGACGUUGGCAUACGAGACAAACGUGAUGCUAGUUUCUUGCUAUUGGACAAUAAAACAGUUCGUCUCAAUAGCACAGAUAAGGUAAAUAUGGAUGUACAACCAGCAGUUGAACGGUGGCUGGAUUCACCGAAAAGAAAUUUCGGACUGUUGGUAGAGGUGCGUACAGGUCACCAUCUAAAGCCCGCUCCACAUCAUCAUGUACGAUUACGACGCAGUACGGAGGAGCCACACGAAGAGUGGCAACGCAAACAACCAAUACUCUUUACCUACACGGACGAUGAACGGCAUAAAUCGCGUUCCAUACGCGAUGUAAGCACACGCUCAAAACGUGCUGGCUACCACAGGCGACCACAUCGUAGGAAAAAUCACGAAGAGAAUUGCCGUCGGCAUUCGCUAUAUGUUGAUUUUGCUGAUGUCGGCUGGAGCAAUUGGAUUGUAGCGCCACCCGGCUACGACGCAUUUUUUUGUCAUGGAAAAUGUCCAUUUCCACUAGCGGAACAUCACAAUUCAACAAAUCAUGCGGUUGUGCAAACUUUAGUCAAUAAUAUCAAUCCAGGAAAGGUACCAAAGCCAUGCUGUGUACCCACACAGCUUGAGGGCAUCUCAAUGCUCUAUCUCAACGAUCAGAACACAGUUGUACUCAAGAACUAUCAGGAUAUGACGGCCGUCGGCUGUGGUUGUCGAUAAGCCAAUAAACCGCUAGUAAUGUCGAAGAGUCAAAACUUUUCAUUGCCGAUAUUAACGGUCUGCAGCUAAUCAAAACAACAACAUUAAUAACAACAAUAUGCUAACAAACACAGUAGCCGUGAAAAGGUGCAUGUGUGAGAAAUGACCUAUGUGUAAAUAGUAUUUGUAGUGUGUUCGAAAGCUAGAAGCCGCACGCACCGUACGCACCGAGCGCAUGAUCACGAGGAUGAAUACGAGCACGACCCAGCAUGUAUAGCAAGAACGAGCAGAGCAUUUAAUGCCAAGGAUUUUAAGCCGUAACCUCUGCUUUAAAAGUUUGAAUAUUUUAAACAAACGCAAACAAAAUGGACUGAAUAUUUUUUGAAUUUUUAAGUAUAAAUUUUAGACUUUAUCAUUUACAGCAGAAUAGAACACAGAAAAAAUAAAUAAAGAUAAGCGUCGAAACGUUGAAGAAAAAGAUGGGCACAAUGCCUAGGCAGCUAGGCUGUCGCAUGACCCGAUAAUCGCACACCGUCACUGGAGCACUCGUCCUCAAGCAACGCAUGUAGCAAGUACCGAAACGCAGUCAUCGUCAGGCAUCGUCGCUAAAAAUGCAAUCCUGUCGUCAGCAUUUGUCGGCACAUGUCGGCAUGCGACAGUUGCAAAACAGUUAUAACAGGCACCAGUGCUGCCAACUUUGAACAAAUGUAAAUUGUAUAAAUAAUUGCGAAGCAAAUAUACAAAUUGUAAAAAUUAUUUUAUUAGAUAAAGCAAAAAUCAAAAAAAAUAUAAAUAAAAAAAUACAAAAUAUAAAUAUAUAUAAUUAAAAAUUGUUUUGUUAACUAUUAUUUUUUGUAUUUUAUUUAACAAUUUUAAAUUAGAUUUACAUUUACUUUAUUGUUUAAUUAAUUUUUAAAAUUAACCUAUGUAACAAGAAAGAGAAAAAACAUUAUAUGGAAUUGUUGCGUAUUAUCCUUUUCCAGUGUUAAAUGCAAGUGAAUUUGUAUUCGCAUAUGCAUAUAUGAUUGUGACACAUAUGAGUGCGGAUACAAAUAUUUGCGAGAACGUGUUGUUUUUGAUAUAUUUAUACAUCCCUAGUUUUAUACAAAAAUCUAAAUGUAUUUGGUAUCUUCGUUUCCUUGGAUUUUCGCGCGGCAAUUAGUUCGUUUCCGCCUAAAAUCAUGUAUUUUGUAUGUUAAUUCCUUAUAAAGUAUAUACAAUUUUAUAUAUUAUAAUAUGAAAUAUAAUAUUCUUACUAUUAAUUUUAAGUAAAUCAAAACGAAAAUGUUAUAAACACUCACCCACUUAAACAGAACACACACACACACUCAAACAUGACACACAUUUUUAUUUAUUUAUAUAUUAAAUGUCUUUCUACUACAAAAUGAGAAGUAAAAAUGAA